AUGUCGAUUCCCAAUGAAGCCCUGCAGAAGCUCCUGCAAGAAAUCGAGACGCGCGCCCUUGCUUCACAACAGCAGAUGGGUAUCACCAAAGCACAAAUGACAGCCAAGCAACGCGAUAUCCGCAUGCUGCAGCUGACCUCCAAAGAGUUGUCGGAAUUGCCCUCGGAAACGAGGGUAUACGAAGGCGUGGGCAAGAUGUUCGUCAAUGUCCCCAUCGAUACCGUUAACAAGCGCCUCACUCGCGAGAGCUCCGAGGCAUCCUCAGAAAUCACCAACCUGGAGAAGAAGCUGCACUACCACGAGACCACACACAAAAACAGCCGGGAAAACCUGGAGCAGAUUCUCAAGUCUGGCAGAGUAUAA
Penicillium waksmanii is the source of this 363-nucleotide messenger RNA. RefSeq names its product putative prefoldin subunit 1. The transcript is spliced from 3 exons. Gene Ontology annotation, molecular function: protein folding chaperone. Bases 1 to 363 code for a protein of 120 amino acids. Gene Ontology annotation, biological process: protein folding. Gene Ontology annotation, cellular component: prefoldin complex; cytoplasm. The record is from RefSeq and is a predicted model, not a curated record. Lineage: Eukaryota; Fungi; Ascomycota; Eurotiomycetes; Eurotiales; Aspergillaceae.